UCCUAGACUAACAAUACCCUUUAGACAGCACAGUUCCCGUCCAGGGAAAGGGGGAAACUGCCGCACAAUCGCUAGCGCGUUUGUCCCAAUUCGCGUUCGCCGUCUAUUAUGGAAGCGAUGUGGAUCUUUUGCCAACUCUUGCUGGCUGUGCCGCUUUUGCUGUUGGGCCUCUACUGUUGCUACAUUAAAGUAGUUCAUGUAAAGUACGAUUACAUCCCCGGCGCCCCAAGGGCGAGUUUUUUCUUUGGUCACUUGCCAAUCUUGUGGAGAAUGUGGAAAAAUGAGAAACUGAUUCAUGAUCUUUUUCUAAACUGGGCUGAGAAAUAUGGACCAGUUGUACGUUUUAAUGCUUUUCAUAGAGUCGCGUUACUAAUAUUAAGUCCUGAAGGAGUGAAGGAAUACCUGAUGUCACCACAGUAUUCAAAGGACCCAAAGAUAUUUAGCCGACUUUGCAACGUGUUUGGUGAAAGAUUUUUAGGGAAUGGCUUGGAAACCGAUCUUGACUACAAUCAUUGGCACAAACAACGAAAAAUUAUGGACUCAGCAUUCAGUCGAAAUUACUUGAUUGGUUUUAUGGAGAUCUUUAAUGACCAAGCAGAAGACCUCAUGAAAGUGCUGAAUGAAAAAGCAGAUGGAGAGAAGGAAGUGGAUAUGAUGAGCCUGUUCAGACGGUUGACCCUGGACAUCAUUGCAAAGGUGGCAUUUGGCCUGGAACUAAACACUCUACACUGUGACCAAACACCUUUUCCUCAUGCAUUUACCAUGGUCAUGAAGGGGGUGAGCAAGGCACGAAACCCAUUUUUCCAGUAUCUGCCGGGGAAUAGAAAAGAGAUACAGGAGGUUCGUGAAAGUCUCAGAUUGCUACGUUGCACUGGAAAGGAGUGUAUCACACAAAGGCGGAAGGCCAUCCAGAAUGAUGAACCUGUCCCAUUAGAUAUUCUCACCCAGAUAUUGAAGAGUGCAGAUCAGGAGGAAUCUGAUGAUGAAAAUAUGGUAGACAACUUUGUCACCUUUUUUGUGGCAGGUCACGAGACCACUGCCAGUCAAUUAUCUUUUACUAUCAUGGAAUUAGCACGGCAGCCAGAAAUAGUUGCAAAACUUCAGGCUGAAGUUGAUGAAGUUAUUGGUGUGAAGAGAGACAUUGCCUACCAAGAUCUGAGGAAACUGGAAUAUUUAACACAGGUCCUCAAAGAAAUCCUACGGUUAUACCCACCAGUUUCAGGCACUAUGCGCUGGACAGAGAAGAAAAAUGUAAUUGAAGGAAUUGAAAUUCCAGCAAACACCACCCUAUUUUUCAAUACCUAUAUCAUGGGACGCAUGGAUAGAUACUUCAAGGAUGCUCUAACCUUUGAUCCUGAUCGAUUUAGCAAAGGCAAAUCAAGACCUUAUUUUUCCUAUUUUCCAUUUUCGCUGGGACCUCGUUCAUGUAUUGGACAGUUAUUUUCUCAGAUGGAAGUUAAAGUGCUGAUGGCCAAAUUUCUGCAGAGGUUUGAAUUUGAGCUGGUUCCACCACAGAGCUUUAAAAUUCUAGAUAUGGGAACUUUGAGGCCACUUGAUGGUGUAACAUGCAGACUGAAACCACGGCAUCAUUUUAAUUUUUAAACAGAGGACAUGUUGUCAUUUAUGUUCACAAUAUCUUUUAAACUGAAUCAGGGUGUGUUAAAGAGCAUUUCAAUCAGCAGUUGAAAAGCUGCUUACGAUGUUUACAUUUGGGUUCAUCUGACUACUUUAGAUUGUAAAAUAUAAUCUUUAUUGUCAUUGUACUUAAAUACAAGGAAAUUAGUAGUAGUUGAUUCUCUGUAGCCUGAUCAUUUAUCCAAUCCUGUCACUGUUGCUGUUUCAAUUGCUCUUAAUAAUCAAUCAGUGGAACAACUUGACUCCAGAAGUUGUGAAUGCUCCAACACUGGAAGUUUUUAAGAUGAUGUUGGAU
Thamnophis elegans (Western terrestrial garter snake) is the source of this 1930-nucleotide messenger RNA. RefSeq names its product cholesterol 24-hydroxylase. Gene Ontology annotation, biological process: cholesterol catabolic process. Bases 109 to 1602 code for a protein of 497 amino acids. The record is from RefSeq and is a predicted model, not a curated record. The transcript is spliced from 15 exons. Gene Ontology annotation, molecular function: heme binding; cholesterol 24-hydroxylase activity; iron ion binding. Lineage: Eukaryota; Metazoa; Chordata; Lepidosauria; Squamata; Natricidae.